Pelobates fuscus (common spadefoot toad) is the source of this 4381-nucleotide messenger RNA. It is a transcript of the gene SLCO2B1, whose product is annotated as solute carrier organic anion transporter family member 2B1. The record is from RefSeq and is a predicted model, not a curated record. Gene Ontology annotation, biological process: transmembrane transport; sodium-independent organic anion transport. The coding region runs from base 265 to 2244 and encodes 659 amino acids. NCBI's taxonomy places the organism in Eukaryota, Metazoa, Chordata, Amphibia, Anura, Pelobatidae. Gene Ontology annotation, molecular function: protein binding. The transcript has 16 exons. Gene Ontology annotation, cellular component: plasma membrane.
CUAACUUUCAUUUUAGUUUUAAAGAGGAACAUCGUUCGUGAUUGGAGAGCUGUGAUCCUGUUCUGGAAUCUGAAAAUAACAGAAGAACGCAGGAAACAAACCCUCUAUGUGCAGCUGUAUUGAAAUCAGCAAUCUGUGGGUGGAAGAUGACCCAGAGUUAUUCAGUAACAGUGUGUCCUCUCAGAACCCUUUAACAGCCCUUUCCUGUCAGAUUUGAGGGCAUCAUAGGAAUACACAGGAGUGUAACACGUGAUCUGCAGCACAAUGACAGCAGCAUAUCCUAAAAAUAACUGUGAAGGUGGAACGCGUCAGACCACAAGGUGCAGCAAUCCAUUCAACAACAUCAAGGUUUUUGUCAUCUGCCAUGGACUUCUCCAGUUCUCCCAACUUCUUCUGUCCGGCUACCUGAAAAGCUCCAUCUCAACCAUUGAGAAACGGUUUGGAUUAUCGAGCCAAACCUCAGGCAUUCUCGCUUCUUUUAAUGAGAUCGGGAAUACAGUACUGAUUGUGUUUGUCAGUUAUUUUGGAAGUCGAGUUCACAGGCCCCGAUUUAUUGGCUGCGGUGCGUUGAUUGUCUGCGCUUCUGGUUUCAUGAUGUGUUUGCCUCACUUCAUAAUGGGACCCUAUGAAUAUGACAAAUCUGUUGCCAAUGUUUACAACAAUUUUACUGAUAUUUGUACCCCCAGCAGAGAAAACCAUUCCCUAAGUAAUUACCAGUGCUUGACAAAUGUCAAAAAAGAUAUUGGAAACGUCCUCUCCUUACUCUUCAUGGGCCAGAUUCUUUUGGGCGUAGGCGGGGUCCCAAUCCAACCAUUUGGAAUUUCGUACAUUGAUGAUUUCGCCAGCAAAAGAAAUUCUCCUCUCUACAUAGGGAUCCUGUUUGCGGUGACUUUAUUUGGUCCCAGCGUUGCAUUCAUUCUAGGAUCUGCCAUGCUGCGUUAUUACGUUGACAUUGAUAAGAUUUCUGCUGAUGAGAUCCUUCUGACCCCAAAAGAUCCACGUUGGAUUGGAGCUUGGUGGCUUGGCUUCAUAGUAGCUGCUAGCAUUGUGGCAAUAUCAUCUAUACCAUAUUUUUUCUUUCCAAAAGAAAUGUCAAAAGAGGUCUCAGGUGAGAAAGUAGAAAAUACAGAUCAAAUUCUGAUCAAAGAGCCUGGUGAAAAAACAGAACCGAAUGAAUGUCAGCAGACUUUAUCACAGUUCAUCAAAGUGUUUCCCAGAGUUUUGUUCAGGACUGUGAAGAAUCCAGUCUACAUUCUGGUGGUUUUGGCUCAGGCAAAUCUAUCACUUGUGGCAUGUAGCCUGGCAACAUUCCUGGCCAAAUUCCUCGAACGGCAAUUCUCUAUCACCGCUUCCUUGGCCAAUCUGAUGCUAGGAGCAGUAAACAUUCCUGGAGCGAUGGCUGGAGUUAUCUUGGGUGGUGUUAUCAUGAAGAGGUUCCAGUUGAGCCUCAAGCAGUGUGGUACCAUGUGUAUCAUUGGCGUGGUGUUGUGUAUUUUCUUUUCUUUUCCUUUAAUUUUUCUUGGAUGCUCAACACAGAAAUUUGCUAGUCCACAUGUUGAAAAUCUAGGAAGCUCGGAUAUAUGGCAGAAUGUUACAGCCUGUAGCACCAGAUGCAAAUGUGUGGAUACCGCCUUUAACCCAAUUUGCGGCGCAGAUGGAAUAGAAUACAUCUCCCCGUGCUAUGCCGGUUGUGAAAGAGUGGAUUUUGAAUACAAAGAAAAUCAAGUUCUGAAUUACUCAGAAUGCAGCUGUAUUACAUCACCCGGAAUAAGCAAAUCAGCUACUCCAGGCUCCUGUGGAACUCGGUGUUACCAUCUCUUCCUGCCAUUUAUGGUACUGUCCUUCCUGGGAAUUACGCUAGUCAGUAUAUCGCAGACUCCAUCUUUCAUGCUUGCCCUCAGGAACGUAAACCCAGCAGACAAAUCUCUGGCCAUUGGAAUUCAGUUUAUGCUGCUGAGAAUACUUGCAUGGCUGCCUGGUCCCGUGAUGCUUGGUAGCGUGAUUGACAGCACAUGCAUUGUCUGGGGAAAGAAAUGUGGAGCAAAAGCGUCCUGCCAGUAUUACAACACUGAUCUUCUUAGACAGAGAUUUAUAGGGAUACAGAUUUGCUUUAAAAUCGGAGCCUUGAUAUUAUUUAUUGCCGUUUACUGUUUGUUACGCAUUAAAGACAAGAAGAAAAUGGAUGAACAUGCCUCAACGAAAAGAUUGGAAGAACACACGUUGAAUGAAAAGUCCCCCAUCUGAGAAUUUUAAUUCAUAUAUUGACAGUGGGGAAAAAAGAGCAAAUUGGAAUUCAGAUGUAUGCUGUCAACACAGCUGGGUUUCUUUAAAUAUAAUGAUACUCAAGGCACAAACGCAAACUUGAAAAAAAUCUGAAUUUCCACACUACCCUACUUAAUUAGCGAAUGUCAAGUCAACGAGUCAAAAUUUUGAUAAAGGGAUCAGCAAGGAGUGAAAUAUAACAUUCUGAAACUCGGAGGGAAUGGAAUAGUUUAUAGUUUAACCUGUUUGCCAAUUAUGUUCCCCCAAAAACUAUUCAAUAUUUAGAAAAUCAUCUCAAGAAGUUUAUGAGGAGUUAAGGAUUACUUUUCUAGACUGCAAGACUGAUUAAAUAAUUCACAAAUGUCUCUUAUAACCUUAAAAACAUGAUACCAUUAUCCACGUGUACUAAGAUUUAAAUAGACAACAAUACAAGUAAACAUUGCACCAUGAUGCAGAGUUUACAGAAAUGGCCGUUUAUUGGCUCUAGCUGGUUUAUCUCAGCUGUAACACGUUCAUCUCAUGCACAAUAAUUGGAACCUACACCUACAUCCGUGAUAUAUGAGAAAAGCUGGAGUGAGUCCGUUAUUUCUUUUACUUUAUUUCAGCUCCUAUAAUCUGGCGAUGUGGGAAUAUAUUGGAAGUGUAGGUCACAAAAAAUACAGGCGCCCACUCUUUGCUUCCAACGACCACACUGGAAAUUCUGAAAACUUCUGGUGUCUUCAUGACUGCACUACGGGUCCACGAUGAAUAAUAUCAAUCCACUAGUCAUGGAUAAACAACGGAAUCUGUGAAUAUUGGCUUUAAUGGUUUACUUUCAAGAACUGAGUUUGGAUAUCACUUGACAUUUAAUAAUUAUUUGAGGACAUAUUUUGUCAGACGCCUGUUAUUUGAUUUUGGAGCCUAGAAAAAUCGCACUGCCUGAAAUGUUCUAGCAUUAAAUGCAAUCGGUCUUAGAACUUUUAAGUUAAAGCAGCUCUGUUUACAGUCUGGCUCUGUUUAAAGUUUUGCUGUAAAUUCUUUUCUUGUCCUGCUAUUGCUCUUUGUUUUUUUUUGUUUUGUUUUUUAAUUCAGGGGCUACUCUUUCUUAUGGGCAAAGCGAAAUGUUGGCAGUAGGCUUAGCUAAAACAAAUUUCCAAAUUAGUUGCUAAAUUAGUUUACCCACAACUCAUCAUUUAAAAUAAUCACACAUAACAAAAUUGCUCGCAGGUGUUCAGAUCCAGUGCGAGGAAGAAAAUAAAAUGAAUAUAAAUAAAAAUGGCAAAGAGUCGGGAAUAAUCAUGAAAAUACAAUGGGCGUACGGAGUGGGAAAUCAUAUAUGUUUUUUUUUAUUAUGAAUUUUUCAUGGUCACAAUUCACAUAUAAUGACAAGGGAUCAUUUUUACAAUGACAUUGAGACGCUUUCAUCACAUCUAGUUAAAGUAAAAAUGUACAAUAAAUACCUUCAAAACCACAGCUGGACAAAUACUUCCAAGCAAAGGCUUCAGGCACUCACUUUGUUCAAAGGUGAGGCAGGUUUAUUGGACCAUCACGUACACAGCUGAUGGAAUGGUGACUAACAGGUUUAUUCUCUAAAAUGAGAAUUGUUGAAAAAUUAAAGUCAAUUUUAAUUUUAAGGCCAAAAUAGCCAAACCGGAAAAAAAUGUUCUAGUAAGCUAUGCUUCCAGUUCGGCUACUUUCGCCUUAAAUAUUAAAUUCUCCUUAAAUUCACUUUUAAUUCCCUUCGAGAAUCUUGCCAGUUUGGCUAUUUUGACCGGUGGAACAGUCUGCCUACCGCCAUCAGACUCUGCCCUAGUCUUGAAUUGUUUAAGAAGUGCCUUAAAACCCAUCUCUUUAGGAAAGCUUAUGGCCUCCCAGAGUGACCUCUACCUCACAUACCUGUCUCUUGCUCUCUCCUAUAGGGCAGUGCUUUACUCUCUCCUUCAGCUCUGCUUCACUCCACCUUGUUUGAUUGCUACCUCCUGUCCUUAUGUGUUUUACACCCCACCUCCUAUAGACUGUAAGCUCGUUUGAGCAGGGUCCUCUUCAACUUAUCGUUCCUGUAAGUUUUCUUGUAAUUACCCUAUUUAUAGCUAAAUCCCAUCCUCUUAUUAUAUUGUAAAGAGCUACGGAAUCUGUUGGU